AUGGCCCUGCAAGGACUUAAUUCAGCCGCUUUAAAAGCCGGCGACCCAGAGCCAGCCCAGCUGGAAAGAGGCAAAUUCCGCCUCUACAACAUGCGAUUCUGCCCGUGGGCCGAGAGAGCCUUGCUUUAUGCUGCUGCCAAGGGUAUUGACGUUGAAAUUGUCAACAUCAAUCUGCAAGACAAGCCAGAAUGGUACUUCGAGAAACAUUAUCAAGGCAAGGUCCCAACCCUGGAAUACAACGGAAAGUGCGUAAUCGAAUCCAGCCUCAUCCCACAAUUCCUCGAUGAUUUGCUGCCGGAGAAUUCGAUUCUGCCAAAAGAUGCGUAUGACAGGGUCCAUCAAAAGAUUCUGGCAGAACGCAACCUUGCUAUCUCCACAGCUUUCUACGGUACUCUCGCUGCCCUGAAAGAUCCUGGCCUUCGUGAGGAGAAAAUGGCGACUAUGAAUAAGGCCCUAGACGAUGCUGAGAAUCUGUUGAAGGAUACCUUCUUCGGAGGAAAAUCGCCAUCAUAUGCUGACUACUUGACUUUCCCAUUUCUCGAGAGGACCUGGUGGGCAAGCCACAUUGAGGGCGUGACUGGAUAUGACAAAACGAACUUCCCAUGCAGCAAGCGCUUCCCGAAAUUGACAAAGUGGUUCAAUGAGAUGCUAGCAAGACCAGAAGUAGCUCAGAAUUUGAUGCCCGUCGACACUGCCCUAGCCUUUUUGGAUGGCUACCGCCAGGGAAAGCCAAACUAUGACGAGGGAAUU
Mesorhabditis spiculigera is the source of this 750-nucleotide messenger RNA. NCBI's taxonomy places the organism in Eukaryota, Metazoa, Nematoda, Chromadorea, Rhabditida, Rhabditidae. The record is from the annotation of a GenBank genome assembly.